Messenger RNA from Labrus bergylta (ballan wrasse), 3602 nucleotides. The record is from RefSeq and is a predicted model, not a curated record. Lineage: Eukaryota; Metazoa; Chordata; Actinopteri; Labriformes; Labridae.
ACGCGUAAGAUCACGGGACGUAAAUUGCAUUGAACAGCAUGUAAACAAAACCUGACAAGUGUUGCUGCGUAUACAGAGAGUCUAAGAAAUGGGUGUCAAAGGUCUUCAGUCGUUUAUGGAGCGCUGCUGUCCAGGAGCCUGUGUGACGGUGAACCUCCAACAAAUGGCCAGAAAACAUGCUGACAAAAUACAGCAGGGCUUCACAACCCCAGCUAACACAUACAGCCCAACACUUGUUGUGGAUGGUAUGGCAUGCCUGCGCCACUGGUACUCGUGUAAGGACUGGGUGUGUGGAGGUCAGUGGAAGGAGUACAUGGAGGUGCUUAAGAGCUGGGUGGAGGCCUUCACCUCAGCAGGAAUACGACUGGUCUUCUUUUUUGAUGGGGUGGUGGAAGAGCAGAAAAGAAAGCAGUGGGUGAAAAGGAGACGCAGAGUGAAUGGAGAGAUUUCAAAAAUGUUUCGUCACCUGAAGGCCCAUGGUGAGCAGCCUGGUAGAGAGCUCUUUUGUCUUCCUUCUGGUCUGGCUACUUUCACACGCUUUGCUCUCAGGUUAUUGGGUCAGGAGGUGUUUUGCUCAGUGCGGGAAGCUGACUAUGAGAUUGCAAGCUAUGCUCGUCAACAUAAAAGUAUGGGCAUUCUGGGACAGGACUCAGACUUCAUCAUAUACGACAGUGCCCCUUACUUCUCUGUGGCAAAGCUGCAGAUUCGCAGCCUUACUACAGUCCUGUACAACCAAGAGAGGCUCUGUCAAACCGUUGGAUUGGAUGUUAACCAGCUACCACUGCUGGCCUGUCUCCUAGGUAACGAUGUGGUGUCUGAGGAGAAGAUGCAGCACAUCAGGAACAAUGCAAUUUCAACUUACAGGAUUAACAACCCUGUAUCACACUCUGGUGCUCCUCCGGGGCAAAUGGUGCUAGCUGUAUCCCACUUUGUGAGCUCGUUGUGGAGGAGAGAGGAGGAAGAUGUUGGGCUUAUCCUCCAUUCCCUGAACCUGUCGGCUCCUCUCAGAGAACUGCUGCAGCGGGGAAUUAGCUCAUAUAUACUUUCUGGACAGGAAGCUCUUCAGCAGGGUUACAUCUCUGCACCUUCCUCUGCCUUUGCAUUUGAGAAACACGUUAGUCCAGAAAUAUUAAAGGCCUGUAGGGAGAAGCAUGUGGCAGCAGAUGGUUUCAUGGUUUAUAGUAUUGUGUGCGAGGGAGUCAUUGAAUGUAGCAACACUCUAGAGGAUGAGGAGGACACUGAACUGUUGCCUCACGCCCUCGUCUACAAGCCCUGCAGACAACGCAUCUAUGGGCUGGUGCUGCUGCACGGGCAUGAUGGCUGCAGUGAUGACCCUCCAGUGAUCAGGGAAUGGUUUGUAUACCCUGGAAAUCCUCUGAAGGAUCCUGACAUGGUCCAUCCUGUCCCAAUCAGUCUUCCAGGUGAUCAGCCCAGUCUGGACUUACUUUGGUUUGGCACUGGCCCUGACGUAUCUGCACUGCGCUUGAUGUCCUUCUUCUCAAUUUUUGACUGCCAGGAGUUUUCAGAGUUGCACGGAGUGAUUGAAGACUCUCUCCUGGCUGCUCUCUGCCUGGUCACUUACAUUGCCCUCCAGGUACAAACUUUGUCUCAAGAGGACGUAGAUGCUUACCUGAGUCAGGCUGUGUGUCUGAGAUUAAAAUCCUCUCAGGAGCUGAAAAACAUCAAGCUGCCUGUCCUCUGCAGCCGUGCAUUGCAGCUGGGAUCUCUCUUCGUCCGGGGACUGGGCCACCUGCUGGGUGCUAACUAUGCCAGCGGCUGCCCACUGCCCAGCGCUGCCCUGAUGCCUUGGCAAUGCUUUGAUGGACGUCUGUUCCACUCAAAGUACCUGCUGGCACACAACUCUGCGGAGAAAACUGUGCUGCUAGAGAAUGAUUCAACCUGUUUGUCUGUGUUUCUCUGCUUGAGAGAAAAACUCACAGAAGCCUGCAUGAAACGAGGCAAAGUCCUGCAGUCCAGACCCAAACCACUUGAGCAAAGUCAUAAAACCACACCAGGACCCCGAUACAGAGAGAGACAAACAGGUGAGAUCUGUCAAUCUUCAGGCAGUGAUAAGAACUGGAGGGAGCAAGGGGAAAUGACAGGAAACCAACAACAUGGUGGAGGAUGGAGGGAGCAAGGGGAGAUGACAGGAGGCAGACAACAUGGUGGAGGAUGGAGGGAGCAAGGGGAGAUGACAGGAGGCCGACAACAUGGUGGAGGAUGGAGGGAGCAAGGGGAGAUGACAGGAGGCCGACAACAUGGUGGAGGAUGGAGGGAGCAAGGGGAAAUGACAGGAAACCAACAACAUGGUGGAGGAUGGAGGGAGCAAGGGGAGAUGACAGGAGGCCGACAACAUGGUGGAGGAUGGAGGGAGCAAGGGGAGAUGACAGGAGGCCAACAACAUGGUGGAGGAUGGAGGGAGCAAGGGGAGAUGACAGGAGGCCGACAACAUGGUGGAGGAUGGAGGGAGCAAGGGGAGAUGACAGGAGAAAGAAGAGAAUAUGGAAACAGAGAGGGACAGUGGGAAAGAGGAGGGUACAGAGGAGGAGGGUACAGUGGAAGGCAACAUUUUCCCCCUAAUCCUCACUCUUAUGCUGACUUCCAGGAUGAAGGGCCCUACGACACUAGCCGUCAUCCGAAACAGUCCAGAGGAGGAUCUCAUGGCAGUAGAGGAAGAUAUCAUCUGGCCUCGAGGUGGUCUCGCCCUCCUACUUCAGGGACAUAACUCCACCGUGAACCAGAGAGGUGAGAAGAAAAGAGAAGGAUUAGAGGAAAAGAUUUAAGGAAGUUAAUAGGAUGGGGAGGACAUGAUGAGAUUAGCGGAGGAAUCAAAUGUCUCUGAGCAAACUGAUUAGUGGAUCACUCAUCAGGAGUCUUUGUCUAAAGGAUGCAGGAGGUAGAGGGAAGGCAAUCAAGAGGAGGCAGAAUGAAGCAUAAGGACCCCUUCAUUUGCCUGUUUGGGUUUGUUGCGCAUGUCAAAAUAAUCUUGUGGCUGUAAGACAUUUAUUAAAAAAGCUCCUCCUUGUCUCAGGGAAAGUUACCUGUUUAACUGUGACAGUGAAUGAACAGCAAGGAUGAGCACUCUCCAAACAAACACACAGAUGACCCCAAACACACUGAGAAGUGGAUUAAUGGCUAAUCCUCAAGCCGGUUUUACCCCUUAUCUUUGUCAAUAAAAGGGAGAAGAUCUUUGAAGCUUUGCUUCCAGUAGCAUAAUCUUCUGAUGGGACUGGUUUUAAGUGGAGGAACAGUAUGGCCAGUAUCAUCUGUCAACUGAACUGAGGCAUCAGACACACAGAUUAUUAGGGACAAAAACAAAGUGAAGGAAUAUACGUUUCUGUUUUUUUCUUAACACAGAAGAAAGUGAGUUAUCUGUUUGUCCCAUAAAUACAGACAAACGUUUAUAUAUGCCACUGUUCUCUUCUUGGUCUGCCGAUAAAUUGUCUUGAUUCCGAGCCCUGAUAAAUGAUCAACACUUAUUCUGGUGUUAGGGGCUUCAGGUUGCAUACAUUUAUUGAUAUUAAUUAAUGACUGGUUUGAGUAUUUGAUCAGUCUUGAUACAAAUUUAAAUGUCUUCAAAUAAUAAACAUGAAAAACAUUCA